GCGUCGACGCCGUCCUCUCUCUCUCGGUUUUUGUUCUGCAGCAACAACAUCAAAGGUUCCAACUACCUACGCUCGUUUCUCAUCAUACUUAUUUUUCGCUCGCUUUUCGCAUUAGUGUAUUGGUCUUUUGCCUUGCACGUCCAUUCUUUCACUCCACGACAAUGAAGUUCACUCGCCGAGGUGCGGCUGCCUUGGGCAUCUUCGCGUUAUUCGCGACGACUGCCGCCCAGAGUACCUCCAGCUCUUCUUCCGCCUCCAGCUCUGAAGCCGCCUCCAGCUCUGCUGCUGCCUCCAGCUCUGAAGCCGCUUCCAGCUCUGCUGCCGCCUCCAGCUCUGAAGCCGCCUCCAGUUCUGCUGCCGCCUCGAGCUCUGCUGCCGCCUCCAGCUCUGCUGCCGCCUCCAGCUCUGCUGCCGCCUCCAGCGCUGCUCCCGCCUCCAGCGCUGCUUCGUCCGCUGGCGUCUCCAUUCCCGUUAGCGUCUCUGCUCCCGUCUCCAGCGCCGCUUCGUCCGCUGGCGUCUCCAUUCCCGUUAGCGUCUCCGUUCCCGCCUCCAGCGAUGCUGCCUCGAGCGCCGCUCCCGUCUCCAGCGGUGCUGCUGUCGUCAACCCCAUCAACGUCGGUGUCUUCGUCUACCUCGGUUGCUACAGGUCUCCUUCUAGCUUCCCGACUUUCACCAUUGCUCAGUCUGCUUCUACCAUGACCAACGACCGAUGCAUUGGUGUUUGCACGCCUCUCGGAAAGCGCUUCGCUGCCACUUAUGCCAACGACUGCUUCUGCGGUGACGCCAUUGACGAUGUCAACGAGGUCAAGGUCGCUGACGACCAGUGCAACAUCCCCUGCGGUGGCUCCCCCUCCACCCAGCGCUGCGGUGGUGUCUUCGGCUCCAUUGCAAAGCGCCAGCUCGCCGGUAUCAUUGCCGCCAACGUCCGCUUCACCAUCUACGUCCGUGCCAGCACCGGAACCGGCGUCAUCCCCAGUGGCGGCGCCUCCGUCACUGGUGUUGCCACCGGCUCCAACGGAUCCAUCAUCCCCACCGGUGUCCCUACCGGCAUCCCCUCCAGCAACAGGUGCUACGGCGAUGACUGCUACAAGACCAUCAACUGCUACGGUCAGUACUGUACCUUCAACUUCGGCUGCUUCGGACCCGAGUGCGGACGUCGUGUCGUCUACAGCGAGGGUGUCUGGCGUCCUGAGGCUUGCAAUGGUGGUCCCGACUGUGGCCGCAAGAUUGUCUGCAACUCUGGCACGUGUGUUUACGCCACCCCGGGCAUGAUGGAGUACGACCAGAAGAUUACUUGCUACGGCAACUACUGUGAGGCUGAGAAUUGCUCCGGCGACCUCUGCAAUCAGAAGUGCCAAUGCAUGGACGGCUCCUGCAUGUUCACGCCCUGCUCUGCCUCCGAGGCCAUGAACAUGUACCAGUACUCCAACGGCCAGUACAACCUUGUCAAGCCCUGCGAUGGCAGCUGCGCCCCGGGUGCUCCUGGCGCUCCGGGUGCUCCUGGUUCCGGCGCCCCGGGUGCACCUGGCGCUCCGGCCGUUCCUGGCCAGCCCCAGGGUCCGGGUGGGUCCCAGGGCUCUAUGGCCACUGGUGUUCCUGCCUCGCCCUCGGGCACUGGCAAGCCUGUCACCGUUGUGACUGCUGGAGCCAGCAAUUUCGUCGCCACCUUUGGCGCCUUCGUCCUCAGCGUCGCCGCUGCUGCUCUCAUCCUUUAAGGAACCCUCGUGUGAACAUGAUUGGUCACACUUUCACUUCAUUCGAUGGGCGACUUUUUGGGGGUCACAUUAAUACAUAUUAGGGGGUGUUUGGUUUGAUCUGGCGGUUUGGGGUACGGGUGAUGGCUUUUACUUCGAAUGCCUCGCUUGGUGAGAAUCUGUCUGUAGGCACUCUCUGCUCGGCUGUGGAUGGACUUUUUAAGAAAUGAUUUGAUGAACUAGACAAUAAAGCGUGUCUUUCACCAC
Colletotrichum navitas is the source of this 1961-nucleotide messenger RNA. RefSeq lists its product as uncharacterized. The record is from RefSeq and is a predicted model, not a curated record. Bases 162 to 1715 code for a protein of 517 amino acids. Lineage: Eukaryota; Fungi; Ascomycota; Sordariomycetes; Glomerellales; Glomerellaceae. The transcript has 3 exons.